This is a messenger RNA of Brassica napus (rape), 1296 nucleotides long. Its product is annotated as zinc finger A20 and AN1 domain-containing stress-associated protein 6-like. Bases 556 to 1083 code for a protein of 175 amino acids. The transcript has 2 exons. The record is from RefSeq and is a predicted model, not a curated record. Gene Ontology annotation, molecular function: DNA binding; zinc ion binding. NCBI's taxonomy places the organism in Eukaryota, Viridiplantae, Streptophyta, Magnoliopsida, Brassicales, Brassicaceae.
UAGUAAUAAUUAUUCUCCUAUUUAUAAUUAAUUUGUAAUAAUACAUAAAGCAUUAGUUUUAUUGUUUAGAAAAAGUUAGCGUAAUAUAAAAUUAAUAUAUGAAUGAAACGAAAUACCAUUAUCUUUCUAUUUAAUUCCCAGCAGCGUUGUCUCUGUUUUCGCCGUUGUUUCCUUUCCCCUCUCUCUCUCUCUCUCUCUCUCUCUCUCUCUCUCUCUCUCCUUUUGCUCUGCAUAUAUUGUCUCCCUUCCCGAUUCAAUCGUUUCUAGCAAAAAAAAAAAAAUAAGUGAAUCAUCUUUCUUCAUCUUUCUUCAUCUCUCUCAAGAACAGGUAAACACAACCUCUCUCAUCCGCUCCUUCCUUUUCUCCUAUCUUCUCUGUAUUAUUUUCCUUUUAAUAAACUCUCCUUCUCUUCUCUUCAUUUCCAUUUCUGUAUAUUUUACAAAGAAAGCGGAGGAAAAUUUUCUGAAUUUUUCUUCGCUUUUAGUACCCAUCUUCGGUUUUAUUACAAGAUUCUGAUUUUCGACGAGCUUGAUCGAUCUAAAUUCUCAAGAUCUAUGGCGGAAGAGCAUCGAUGUCAGACGCCGGAAGGCCACCGUCUAUGUGCUAACAACUGCGGCUUCCUCGGCAGCUCCGCCACCAUGAAUCUCUGCUCCAAUUGCUACGGCGAUCUCUGUCUUAAGCAACAGCAACAAGCUUCCAUAAAAACCACCGUUGAAUCCUCUCUCUCCUCCGUAUCUCCUCCGUCGACGGAGGUAGCUUCCGUCUCUUCUCCGGUGAUCUCACCUCUCGUUCAAAACCCAUUAGCCGAACUGGAGGUAACGACGAAAAACGUUCCGGCGACGUUUACUCCGCCGCCGCAGACAACGACGGAGGAUAAGCAGCUGAAACGGCCGAAUCGCUGCACGACGUGCAGGAAACGGGUCGGGUUAACCGGGUUUAAGUGCCGGUGCGGGACGACUUUCUGCGGGGUCCACAGGUACCCGGAGGUCCAUGGAUGCACCUUCGACUUCAAAUCGGCCGGUCGUGAAGAGAUCGCAAAGGCGAACCCGUUGGUCAAAGCGGCGAAGCUUCAGAAGAUUUGAUCCGAGCCGUUCGAUGCGUUGACUUUUCUGUCUUCAUGUAAACGCGUCCGUCUCGGAGUAAUCAGGAUGGUGUGAGAUUGAUCUCAGCCGUUCAUCAUGGGUCAUUAUGUAAAAGAUAUGUAUUAUCGAUGGACACGUGUCACGUGACGCUUCCAUCUUCCCAAUUAAUUUUCUUUUCCCUAUAAAGAAAUAAGAUUAUUCGCGUUGGCUUUU